UGUCAAAUACAUGUCAAUCACAUGUGUCACAGUUAACCUAAAUUUUUCCACGUCGUUUAAGUUUGAAAUCUACUAAAAAGUAUAAAUGUAAUCGAAAAGUCUACUAAAUUAAUUCAUCUUAAAUAAAUAAUUUCAAUAAGAAAUCAUGAGCUUUGAAAGUGAAGAUAUAAACAUAGGUUAUGUUACCUGUCCAACUGAGAAGCGCUUAUUACUUUUAUUCACAUUUCUUAAAAAGAACCGUAACAAAAAGAUUAUUGUUGUUUUUAAUUCAACAGCUUCAUCUGUGUACCAUAAUGAUCUUUUUCAUAACCUAGAAUUGAACACAGAACUUGUUAAUAAAGGAGCUAAAUUAAAUGCAUUAAUUUCUUCAAAAUCAUCACUUCCCACAUUGGUGAAUAGUGAUGUUAUUAUAAAAGAGAAGUUGGAUUUAUCAAUUUUUGAUUGGGUUGUUCUAUAUGAACCAAUAAAUCGAUUCAAAUCAAUUCUUAAUAAACAUGUUAAUAAUUUAUUAUUAAUUUUACAAAACUCUGAAGUUAAUUAUUUAGAGUAUUUGAAACAAUCAUUUUUGGUGGAACCUAAUCAAUUAAACUUUACCUGGAGCAAAAUUACCCAAGUUCAAUUACAGAUUGAAAAAUUGGUUUCUGAAAGUUAUUCAUUAAAUACUUCAGCGAAAGAGGCGUUUAAAGCAUAUCUACGAUCAUACAAUAAUCUAAAACAAAAGGAGAUAUUUAAUGUGAAAAACUUGGUGUUAAAGAAAUUGUGUCUUUCUUUUGGAUUUAAAGUUCCUGUUGCUGUUGAUUUAAUAGAUGAACCAGUUGAAUCCACUGCAAGGAUAAAAAGGAAAGGUACUGAUGGAUAUGGAUAUUACAGUGACACAAAAAAAGUUAAGAGUGAAUAUCGUAAAAUUGCUGAGGAGAAGACUAUAAAGGUCUUUAAAACAGUUAAAGGUGUAAGAAGAAAGUUUAAUGUAAAAAAGAAUAAAUAAGUAUUUUAAUUUUUA
Onthophagus taurus is the source of this 1000-nucleotide messenger RNA. The record is from RefSeq and is a predicted model, not a curated record. Lineage: Eukaryota; Metazoa; Arthropoda; Insecta; Coleoptera; Scarabaeidae.